Molecule: messenger RNA, 1954 nt
Organism: Vespula vulgaris
Lineage: Eukaryota; Metazoa; Arthropoda; Insecta; Hymenoptera; Vespidae
Gene: vib
Product: phosphatidylinositol transfer protein alpha isoform
Exons: 6
Coding region: 416-1231 (271 amino acids)
Biological process (GO): phospholipid transport
Cellular component (GO): cytoplasm
Molecular function (GO): phosphatidylinositol transfer activity; phosphatidylcholine binding; phosphatidylcholine intramembrane carrier activity
Source: RefSeq, a predicted model, not a curated record
UUAAGUUACUUCUUGAUUUUUGAAAUGUAUCCAAUGAAAAAAUAAUAAAAAGUAAUGUGUCCAUAUAUAGUAUUCGUGUUCACGCAUGCGGUUUUCGUAUGUGGGCUAAAAUGACGUCAUAAACAAAAGAGAGAAAAAGAGAGACAUAUAAAGAGAGAGGAAGUAAGGAUAAUAAGUGGUAGGGGAAAUUGAUGUACACGUGUGCGCAAGUAUAUGUGCUCCCUGGUUCCCGUGGCCGUGGCAUCGUAUAGUUCAUAGAGUGGUGGAGGAGUGUGUCAGUUGCUUGGGAAGUCUGCUCUUGUCGUGUGUGUCUAUGAUUACGGGUGGUAAGAUAACGCGAGAGAUUUUACCGAAGUAAGGGUAGUGGAUUUCGAUUAAACGAAAUUAAUACGUACCACAUGCACAACUAAUUAAGAUGCUCAUCAAAGAAUUCCGUGUCACUCUACCUUUGACCGUGGAAGAAUACCAAGUUGCUCAAUUGUAUUCCGUGGCAGAAGCAAGCAAAAAUAAUACAGGUGGAGGAGAAGGUAUAGAGGUUCUAAAAAAUGAACCCUUUAAGGAUUAUCCUCUACUCGGUGGGAAGUAUUCUGCGGGUCAAUAUACUUAUAAGAUUUAUCAUCUAGCCAGUAAAGUGCCUGCUUUUAUUCGUAUCUUACUUCCAAAGAAUUCUUUGGAAAUUCAUGAAGAAGCUUGGAAUGCAUAUCCAUAUUGCAAAACUGUUAUAACUAAUCCGGGUUAUAUGAAGGAUAACUUUGUAAUUAUGAUAGAAUCUUUUCAUAUUGGAGAUUGUGGAAAUCAGCAUAAUGUUCAUGAAUUACCUCCUGAUAAGCUUAAAAUAAGAGAAGUAGUACAUAUAGAUAUAGCAAAUGAUUCUAUUGCAAGUGCUGAUUAUAAAGAAGAUGAAGAUCCAACAAAGUUUAAAUCACAGAAAACAGGACGAGGUCCUCUUGUAGGCAAAGAUUGGAUGAACAAUGUUCAACCUGUGAUGACAUGUUAUAAGCUAGUUACUUGUGAAUUUAAGUGGUUUGGGUUGCAAACACGCGUUGAAAGUUUUAUUCAAAAAGCAGAAAGACGUCUGUUCACAAAUUUUCAUAGACAAGUUUUUUGCUGGAUAGACCGUUGGUAUGGAUUAACAAUGGAGGAUAUCAGAGCUAUUGAAGACAAUACUAAAGAAGAAUUAGACAGGCAAAGACAUCAAGGAGAAGUACGUGGAAUGCGAGCCGAUGAUUGAGGUUUCAAACGCCUCUGUCAUAAAUGGUUUAAAUCAAUUUCCUUAUACAUGUCAUACAUAGAUACAUGCGCAUACCUAUGGAUGUAUACCCAGACAAACCCUGCCAUAGGCGAUCCUGCAGGAUCGGGACAUUUUCCAGAACUUAUGUGUCUAGAUUCAGUGUCUAUUACAAUUACUUACAAUUUUAAUUUAUUUACAUUUACAACCAUUUUAGAUAAAUGUACCUACAGUCAAAGAUUGUCAUUAGAAUAUAACUGUUAACAUGGAGAACUGAUAUAAAUCGGUCCUAUUUAAGUAAUACAUAAACUAUGAAAAGAAGAGAAUUUGGUUUGUUUAAAACCAAUAUAGAUAAAGAACAGUAAUGAUUAAUAACUUAGUAGUUCGAUAAUAAUAUAUAAUAAAAUUUGUCAACAAGCAACUGAAAUUGCUUGAUACAAGGUACAUACAAGGGUAAAUGUGAUUUGAUGUGAAUUUAAUUUAUAGGCAGAUGUUUAAAAGGGGGAAAAAAGAAAUAAAAGAGAAAAAAGAUCAUAAGAUUUAGAUCUUAUCACGGUAAAAAUCUGGUUAUGUAUUCAUAUAAUUAAAUUGGGUAGAUAAGGUACUUUUGCUCUUGUAUCUUCAAGCUUACUGGCAUAUUGUGAUGAUGUUCUCCAGCAUUCCUCAAGGCCUGCACAAUGUAUUAUAAUCAGGAAAUUAAAGAAAUCUAUUUUGUUAGAAUCACAA